This is a messenger RNA of Mugil cephalus (flathead mullet), 7854 nucleotides long. RefSeq names its product membrane-associated guanylate kinase, WW and PDZ domain-containing protein 2-like. Gene Ontology annotation, biological process: signal transduction; receptor clustering. Gene Ontology annotation, cellular component: dendrite; cytoplasm. The record is from RefSeq and is a predicted model, not a curated record. NCBI's taxonomy places the organism in Eukaryota, Metazoa, Chordata, Actinopteri, Mugiliformes, Mugilidae. Gene Ontology annotation, molecular function: signaling receptor complex adaptor activity; type II activin receptor binding; SMAD binding. Bases 1048 to 5319 code for a protein of 1423 amino acids. The transcript is spliced from 21 exons.
GUGCGUCUCCGUGUUGGUGUUUGUUUACGUCUUCUAUUUUGACCAAACCUUGCUGAAGAAGACGCUCAAGGCAUCUUCACUGGCGUUUGCAGCUGUGAGCUCAUCAGCCUUUUGUGCGCUCGUGUGUGUGUGUGUGUGUGUGUGUCUAAACUCCGUGUGACAUAUGCCGCUGCCGCUGCGUUCCACAGUAUUUCUCUGGAGCCUUGUGACGUUAACACAAGGUCAAAUAGGGAGAGCAUCUGGUCGGCGAGAUGAAAAGUAUUUGAGGAAUGUCAGGGAGCAGCUGGAUGCACUCGCACACAUGCAAAAAUAUGGACACACGUCUACAAAUGCUUUCACAUGCAUAAACACUCAUUUGCUACAGUCACUCAAUGUCUCUCUGUCUCUCUCUCGCUCUCGCACUCACUUCCUCUCACGUAAAUGCAUUGCAGUGCAGUGACAGCGGCAGCAGAUAGGGGUCGCUGUAUGACCGCGGGAGCCGUCUGACCAAUCCUCUGGCAGGUUAUUCGGAGCCCGGCUUCCCACUGGCACAUCUCCUCUUUUUUUUCUCCCGACGGUCGUCGUCUCUCCUCAUCUAUCCGCGUCUUUCUACGUUUUCCCAUCCCCCCCCCUCUCUCCCCGUCCUCAUCAUCUUCUCUGGGAUUAAAAUUGGCCGCGGCCGGUUGCCGUGUGCUGGAGCGGCACUGGAGGAGCAGAGGCAGGAGGAGGGAGAGAGCGGGGUCUCGCCGAGGCAGCGGAAGAUGUGCGGUGGUUGGUGGUUGCGAGGCUAGAGGACGCCUGGGAGGACAGGCGGUCUGUGGAUGUAUACCUGUGGAAAAAAGGACCGCUUUUGUCAACAUCUGGGCCAGCUGCUGAUAAGGUGGGGUGGUUGACAAGGAUUUGCGGCACUACCUCAACCUGCGCUUCUCCAAGGGCUCAGUGGACCACGACCACCAGCAGAUCAUCAGAGACAACCUCUACCUCCGCACUGUUCCCUGUACCACCAGGCAGCCUAAGGAGGGGGAGGUGCCAGGGGUGGACUACAACUUCGUGAGUGUGGAGCGUUUUAUGGAACUGGAGCAAAGUGGAGCCCUGCUAGAGAGUGGAACCUAUGAAGAUAACUUCUACGGCACUCCGAAACCUCCAGCGGAGCCGUCCCCGGCAGCCCCUCCUCUGAAUGUGAGUGAGGCCCUGCUGCCCGGAGCCCGGCCAAGCGCCCAGGGCAAGAGAAAGAGGAACCAGUCAGUCAGCAACAUGGAGCAACGCGCCAGCCUGGAGCCGCCUGAGGAGGAGGAAGAGGAGAGUCCGGUUGUCAACGGCAACGGGGUGGCCAUCACACCAGAGUCCAGUGAACAUGAGGACAAGAGCACAGAUGCCUCUGGGGAGGUUGCUGUUGAAGCGUCCAUCCUGGCCCCAGCCACUGCUGAGCCCCCAACCGAAGGAGAGGAGGGCCCAAAGUCUCCCUCUAAAUCCCCCACCAAAGUUCCAGAUGCAGAUGAGGAGGAGCUGGGUCCUCUGCCUGACAACUGGGAAAUGGCCUACACCGAGAAGGGCGAAGUUUACUUCAUCGAUCACAACACCAAAACUACGUCGUGGCUUGAUCCUCGGCUUGCUAAGAAAGCGAAACCACCAGAGGAAUGCAGGGAGGACGAGCUGCCCUAUGGCUGGGAAAAGAUAGAUGACCCCAUCUACGGCAGCUACUACGUUGAUCACAUCAACCGAAGGACUCAGUUUGAGAACCCAGUCCUGGAGGCCAAGAGACGCCUGGAGCAGCAGAGGCAGAUGCAGAGCCAGGGACUCUCCGCUCUACCGCUACCCACAAUAUAUAGAGAGAAGCCGUUGUUUACGAGGGACCCCACCCAGCUGAAGGGCACCUUCCUGUCCACCGGCCUGCAGAAGAGCAACAUGGGAUUUGGCUUCACAAUCAUAGGAGGCGACGAGCCCGAUGAGUUCCUGCAGGUGAAGAGUGUAAUACCGGACGGGCCCGCUGCUCAGGAUGGAAAAAUGGACACAGGUGAUGUCAUUGUCUACAUCAAUGACAUCUGCGUGCUCGGCACCACACACGCCGACGUUGUCAAGCUUUUCCAGUCGGUGCCGAUCGGUCAGAGCGUGACCCUGGUGCUCUGUCGAGGAUACCCUCUGCCCUUCGAUCCCGAGGACCCGAGCGGCGCGGCCAGCACCUCCCUGACGCCCAUCGGCCUGGAGCAUCGUCCACUGGUGGUGAACGGGCGCGGCAGCUACGACCCGUACCUGGAGUACCUGUCGCUGAGCUCCCAGCUUCCUCCUCAGGCCCUGGCCCAGGCCGGAGGCUCUCACCCCGGGGACACGCACCUCGACGGCUCGUCCCUGCCGCCCACCACGCCCGGCUCGGCGUCGGCGCACACUCCUCACGACGACAACGUGUCGAUGGCCUCCUCUGGGACUGCUGGCGUUGCCGGGGCAACCUCGCAAGGGGCAGAGCUGCUAACGGUUACUAUGGUGAAAGGGGCGGAAGGAUUUGGGUUCACCAUCGCCGACAGUCCCACCGGUCAGCGAGUUAAACAGGUACUGGAUCCAGGCUCACAGGGAUCGUCGGGGGUGGUGGAGGGAGACCUGAUCCUGGAGGUGAACCAGCAGCCGGUGGCUGCAGCCGGGCAUGGGCGAGUGGUGGAGAUGCUCAAAGAGUGUCCUGUGGGAGCGGAGGCGACACUCCUCAUACAGAGAGUAGGAACAGGUCACAUCUCUCCGUGGAAGGCGUCCAAACAGCUGCCUGAUCAGUGGGAUCCACACGGCAGCCCUCAGACGAACCUGUCCGGCCCGGUCCUACCGCCCGGGACGCCCUUUCCAAACCAGCCCCAGCACCGCACAUCUGUGCCCGACUCCACCGAAGGCUUCGACCUUAACAAACCUGACCCGUACGACCUGUACGAGAAGUCGAGGGCCAUCUACGAGAGCAGACGUGAGUGCGGAAAACGUGUUGUCAGUGGGUGCUGGUGGACGCUAACGUGGUUUGUCAACCUUCACCGUCUGCUUGUGUGUGUGUGUGCGUCAGGCCCGGAGUACGAGGAGGUGGAGGUGCACCUGCUGAGAGAGAAGACCGGGUUCGGCUUCCGCAUCCUGGGGGGAGACGAGGCCGUGCAGGCUGUGAGUCCGGACGCCCGUGACAAGAUUGUUAUUGGCGCAAUAAUAGAGAACACUCCCGCUGAGCGCGAUGGGCGGCUUCGACCCGGGGAUGAGCUCAUUUCUGUGGAUAAAAAUGUGGUUGCUGGGAAACCGCACAAAUACGUAAUAGACUUGAUGCACGCAGCCGCCCGCAACGGUCAAGUCAGCUUGACUGUGAGAAGGAGAGUGCAAAUGCCUGGUGAACCGUGUCCCGUGAACGGCCGUAGCCCCGGCUCGGUGUCCACGCAGCACAGCUCCCCGCGCAGCGACGCCGCCUCGGCCUCGGGCCCCCCGGCGGUCAACGUCCCCGUCGCCACGUCGCCUCCGGAGGGAUCGGGCCUGCAAACCAGCGACGUGGUCAUUCACCGCAAGGAGAACGAGGGCUUUGGCUUCGUCAUCAUCAGCUCCCUGAACAGGCCGGAGAACGCCACGGUCAUCACUGUGCCCCAUAAAAUAGGACGCAUUAUUGAGGGCAGCCCCGCGGACAGAUGUGGGAAGCUGAAGGUGGGCGACCGGAUCCUGGCCGUGAAUGGACAGUCCAUCAUCAGCAUGCCACACGCAGACAUUGUCAAGCUCAUUAAAGACGCUGGACUAACAGUCACACUGCACAUUAUACCGGAGGAGGGCUCCCAUUCAGGCCCCGGCUCAGAGAAGCAGAGCCCCAUGACCCAGAAACACAGCCCACAGACCCAGCCCAGCCCUGUAGCCCAGCCAAACCAAGGUGGCGCCCAGUCUGUCCAAAUGGCUCCCCAGCAAGGCCAGACGGCCACUCAGCCAGGUCAAGCACCUGUCCAGCCUGGCCAGACACCAGCUCAGACGAACCAAACCAUGACCGGUCCUCCUGCACCAGCAGCCUCCCAGCCCGCACCAGCUGGAACCCAGCAGAGCCCGGUCACCCAGGCAUCUGGCCUCCCUCCACAGCUCUACCUCCAUGACGGCAGGUCAGAGGUAAAAGCAAGGCAGGACGUCAAGCCUGACUUCCGCCAUCCACCGUUCACUGACUACCGACAGCCUCCGGUAGACUAUCGCCACCCACCGGUGACUGAUUACCGUCAGCCACCAACACUGGACUACCGGCACCCGCCCGGUCUGCUGGACUUUAGACAGCAUCCCGCAGCCGCUCAGUUCCCUCUGGGAAUCCCCGCUGACUUCAGACCACAGGUAGAGCUAGACCAAGAACUGUCUGCUUAUGUUGACCGUACAUCCUUCAUUUCUCUGCAGGACUACGAUUACUUCACCGUGGAGCUGGAGAAAAGCGCCAAGGGUUUCGGCUUCAGCAUCCGCGGAGGCAGAGAGUACAAGAUGGAUCUGUUUGUGCUGCGUCUCGCAGAGGACGGCCCGGCCAUACGAAACGGAAGGAUGAGGGUGGGGGAUCAGAUCAUAGAGAUUAAUGGGGACAGCACUCGGGACAUGACUCACGCUCGCGCUAUUGAACUCAUCAAGGCGGGAGGCAGGCGGGUCAGGCUGCUGCUAAAGAGAGGCACAGGACAGGUGCCAGAAUAUGACUGUGCCGGCCCCUGGGAUUCCCUUUCUACAGCCCACUCUGCCCUGCAGGAAGUGACCCUGGAACCUCACCUGAAUCCAUUGCUUUCAUCCCAUCCAGCCUCAGCCCCAGAUUCCCCUCAUCAGGUCCCUCUAGAGGCCACAGUGUGCAUGGCAGACAAAGCUCCACUGCUGACAGACCACAGCUCCAUUAGAGGGGCUACAGGUGGCAGGUCCACCGAGCAGAAGUGCAUCAUUAGGGGACAGGGAACCCCUCAGGGGUCUGCAGAUGUUGACUGUGGACCGGGUGACAGGCAGCCUCGGGCUUUGCCUCCCAAGGCUGUUGUGGGAAGGUCCGUCGAAAGAAGAGAGAGGCAGAGGGACACUUGCUCCCCCUGCUGUGAGAGGAAGGGCCUGCAUGCACAGGCGAUGAGCACUGUCUGGCCCUGGGACCCUUAUGUGAGCGUGAAUCUGAACGGAGCCUCUCUGGGCAGUGGAGACGGACACGUCGGCCUCCAGGAGAGGCUCGUGUCCAGAGGCCUGUUCUCCAGAGAAGACGAGAAGGCCGGUGGCCAUGGUGGGCUCUGCUGCCCCUCCAAAACCAUGGAAGAUCCUCCAGCGAGGAGUGCAGCUGCCUCCCCGGGGCCCUGGAACAUCCCCGGGUCCGACAAACUGCCAGGCACCCUGAGGUCCUGGACCUCCACGGUCAGCAGGUAGAAUGGAUCUAGCUGGAUCGAAACCAGCUCACACUGUACGGUUCCUCAUCGAGUUCACCACAGGACACUUGAGAAACCCAGUAUAUGUCUCUUGCCCUCUCCUUCUAGCCCCAUUUCCUUCCCCAUCACAUUUUAUGUCAUAUUUUAUGUUUAAUUUGUUCUUCUAAGAUGAUUAUUACACCCACCACCUUAAAGAGCAGAGAAACUUUCACAGCUAUUGUAACAUACAGUAUAAACCUUGAAGGAAGCGCUGACGUCCUGACCGGAGCCGGAGCGACGAAGUCUGAUUGUGUGUGGAGCUGCGCUUUCAACGUGUACCUUUAACAGCGCGGCUCAGAUCGGUUAGCGCAACGCGGCCGAGAGACAGAUGUCCAUGCUAGAGAUUUACUUUUGCUCUAUUUUCUCUGCGCGGCGGAGAAAAAAAAUGGACUUCAAGCUCUGUCAGAUGGAAGCGGGCGACGCUGACGCCGACCCAGACGACAGCCUGGUUAAAACCCGACAUAUGUUAGAUCUCACACGCCUACCAAUAUAUCAUAUACUGUUAAUGUAAAGAUGAGAAAUAUGUACAUUUGGUUUACUCAAAAACAAACCUCUAAGUGUUUUUGGGGCAGUGUUGUAGUUAAAUACAUUGUAAAAAAAAAAACAAAAACAAAUAAAAAAAAAAUAAGAGAGAGAGAGAAGAAACCCAGGAUCAUAUUUUAGGAUCAAUAUUUCCAUGGCCUCGUCUAUAACUACAUAUCAAAGACUGUGCCAGUCACCAAACCCAGACUGCUGAGGGAGGCUGCGGCGGCGGUGGUUUUGGUGUGUGCAUGGAUACAGACCACCAUGUCAUCAGACAAGGACUCACAUGUCUUUUAAAAGUAGAGGACUGACCAGUCGCCAUCCACGUGACACUAAAAGGAUCUUCUUUUCUUUUUUCCAUGAACUUUUGGAGCGACUGAAAGCGGUCGGCUUACUAAGAACUCGUGAUACUCCCCUGAGUCAUGUACACACCUUGAUCCACAAACGCAGUCAUCGUGCUGAACUAUAAAGCCGUGUUGUAUUCAUUUAAAGCUCAAAGUUUUUGUCCCGUCUCUAUUUCCCAUUUCUAUGCCUUUUAACUGUGCUACGUGUACCACAUCACUGUGGGAGAGGGGCAUCGGUGCGGGGGAAGAGGAGGCCGAUGGUUGUGAGGUGGGGCGGAGUGCCUUACUCAAACUAAUGCAGAGCCGAGUCGGGAUUCGUUUUUGGGAACUGAACGCAAAACAGAUACUGGUGACCGUGCACACGCGUCAGCAGACCGCUGAGCCGUGGAGGAUGCUUUAUUCUUCGGACAUAACGCCAAGCAGUAUAUAUAUCUCGAUGCACUCUGCUGUACAGCUUAUCAAUGUCAAUGAUUGCCCUCGUCCCUGAGUGUUUUAAAAAAAAAAAAAAAGGGACAAAUGUAGCCUGUAGCAUCACGUCCUCUUCUUAGGCGUCCUCUAGGAGUGUUUAUCGAGACAGGGUUUUUAUCGAAGUGGACCAUCGUUUCUGGACUUUGUCUUCUAAAGACGACUCGGGAGUUUGCGUUGUGACACAGUGGCAACACCCGCCGCGUCUGAACCUGAGGUUUCAGAUGAUCCGUGAGGCGCAGAUGCUUCGAAAAAACGUGUGUUUUAAUCACAAGAUGUUGUCUCCGGCAGGGGUCGAGGCAUGCUGCUAUCAGACCUGAGACACCCGAGAUGAAGUCGCUCUCCUCCUGCAUUCCUCCAUUUUGAUAGCAUCCCUUUGUUCUCAGCGACAUUUACGCUCUCAAUUAAAAAUGAACCACUAGAGCUCCUUUGAGUACCGGAGGACCGGAUGAGUUUAAAAAAUAAUAAUCACAACGCUUUUGUGACGAUUUGACUGAAUGCAGCAUGACGGCACAUCCCGAGCUGCACUUGUAAACCGCUGGUGACGUGCUUUCGGCGGAGCAAACGCUCCCGCAGAUUUUGGGACGCUGGUCAGACGGCGAGGAUCGAGCAUCACCAGGACACCGGGUGUUGAUCCACGAGUAAAAAAACGUUGUCCGGAUGUUUCCGAGCUGACCGAUGAAACUGAUGUGAUGAUGAAGUGGUUUAAACAUAGUAGCGAGGAGCAUGACAACAUGCCGUUUAGGCUGUAGAAAUGUGUUUACUGUUUGUACCAAUGUCAAAGCUCAGAACAAGCUGAAGGAAUACGUCGUCCAGCCCUCUUGUCUCCAUCCAGGCCGCCCCCCCCUCCCCCCCUGCCUGCUGUGACUGAUUUUAUAUACAGAAACAAAAAAAAAUCUAUGUAUUGGAACUUGUGAAGGAUGGCACGUUCAUAAACCCCCAUUGAGAUCAAGUAUAACUGUGUAGUGUUAAUUGUGUACUAUUCACCUUGUACAGCUGUAUUCCUACAAAUAUGGUUUACUGUAUCAUUGAUACUGUAGUUUCAAAGACGUGAACAACUAUUUUUAUGAAAUGCGACAGUACUGAUAUAUUACAUUUUGCUAAAAAACAAAAAACUUGUUUACUGAAAGAUAUUCUGAAAUACUGUCAAAUAAACUCUUGACAUG